AUGGAGCUUCCGAAUCUGGAGCUCUCCCCAUCACCAGACCCAGAGAAGAUGUCUCCAAAAGAUACUGCAAUAGAUCGGCAGACAGAAGACAACAAGCAGUCCCAGCGUCAACCCCGUGCCCGGCAAAAGGAGACACUGGAGGACCUGAAGGACAUGAUAUGGUCUCUCGGCGCAGACAUUCAAGACAUGAAGCAGAAAGGUGAUUCUGGGACCAGGGACCUUUAUAAGACCCAGAAUCAACUCCAAGACACAACUCAGGAGACCCAGAAGAUGACCUCUGCGCUGGUCAGAGCAGUCUCCAAGAUUCAGGCUAGCCUCGACAAAGCGCACCAGGACAUUGCCUCCGACAAAAAAGGCACGGAGCAUAUAUGGCUGAGGAAAGGAAAAACUUCAAUGGCUCAUCACGCACCUAGAAGAGCGCAUCCGCCUGCACUUAGCGUGAUGCCUCUAUACCAGAACAUUCCCUUUAAGUCUUUUGCGAACAUAGACCCUACAUUAUUCACACCUAUAUCAACGCCGUUGUCUGUGAAGAAUCCUGAUCCGUCGACUCUUGGGACACAUAUGCCGUUUCUACCAAAUACAAAAGCUGUGGCCAAUAUUAACCAUCUGGAUGGGAAAGCUAAUUAA
Messenger RNA from Aspergillus tanneri, 627 nucleotides. RefSeq lists its product as uncharacterized. The transcript is spliced from 4 exons. The record is from RefSeq and is a predicted model, not a curated record. Bases 1 to 627 code for a protein of 208 amino acids. NCBI's taxonomy places the organism in Eukaryota, Fungi, Ascomycota, Eurotiomycetes, Eurotiales, Aspergillaceae.